AUGGCUCUUUCUCGUUUGACAACAGAGCGGGUUUUAGCUCAAAUUGAGCGUGUUAUUCAAUCCAACCAUGAAUUUCGUCUAAACGACAGUGUCAAAGUAAAUUUGGUCCAUGUUGAAAUGCCCAACGGCGGUACCGGAACAAAACGCAGUGAAAUAAAUUUGGAAAAGCAUUUGAUCAAUAAAAGGGCAAUUGUUCGUAUUCAGAACAAGGAUGAUUUAUGUUUAGCUCGGGCUUUAGUUGUUUCGAUUGCCAAAAUUGAAAACGAUAGCCGGUAUAGAACUAUAAGUGAUUUUCGUUGUUCACUGCAAACACGUUUAGCUCAUGAUUUGCACGAAAAAGCAGGUGUUCCGAUAGGUUCUUGCGGUAUAGACCAAGUCAAACAAUUUCAAGCGUAUUUGACCGAUUAUCAAAUCAACAUUGUUUCAAAAGAGCAUCAAAAUUCUGUCAUUUUUUCCGGACCUGAUAAAGAGAAAAGGAUCUAUUUGUUUUUGCAUGAGAAUCAUUUCGAUGUGAUUACAAGCAUGCCGGCUUUUGUUGCUCGUAAAAAGUGUUGCCAUACUUGUAAAAAAGGGUAUGAUCAUCAAAGGGAUCAUUUAUGCGGAGAUACGUGUAAAUUGUGCCAUUUUCAAAAUUGUCCGAUUGUUUCGUGGAUUUCAUGUAGUGAUUGUAACCGCCGUAUUUUUAAAAGUCAAGAAUGUUUCGAUCGGCACAAACAAAACGUAGGAAAUGCAAAAUCGAUCUGUUUGUCUACUGCCAAAUGCCCUCAUUGUAAUCGUGCUUUCGAACGGACUCAACUGAGGCCUGAUUUGCAUCACUGCGGACUGAAGCGUUGCUCAACCUGUGAAAAAUACGUGGGCAUCGAGGACCACCAAUGUUACAUGCAACCUGUCAAGGAAAAACCUGCACGUGAGACUGGUUUAUGUGAUGACGAAGCGGAUGAGGACGUCCACGAAAGCGGAUACAACGAACUACUGUUCUUCGAUUUUGAGUGCAUCCAAGAGAAUGGUAAUCACGAACCGAACUUGUGCGUAAUUCAAAACGAGGCUGGUGACGAAGUUUCAAGGAGAUAAUACCAGGAACGAGUUCUGUGAAUGGCUGUUCACGAAAGAACAUGAAGGAUGUAUUGUGGUGGCCCAUAAUUUUCAGGGCUACGAUGGUUAUUUCAUCCAACAAUACCUACACGAGAACGGUGUUAUUCCUGAAGUCAUUCUGCGUGGUGCCAAGAUCCUUACAUUGUAUGUACCUAUGCUCAAGAUUAAAUUCAUCGAUUCCUUGAGUUUCAUACCAAUGAGACUGGCUGAUUUUCCCAAAACCUUUGGUUUGAACGAGCUGGCAAAAGGAUAUUUCCCUCACCUCUUCAACAGGAAGGAAAACCAGAAUUAUGUUGGACCCCUACCACCGAGUCCUUAUUACCAUCCCAAUGGAAUGAAUCCGGCAGAGAAAGAGACGUUUUUGAAAUGGCAUCAGGAAUUGAAGGAGAACAAUUAUGUGUUCAAUUUCCAAGAAGAAAUCCUGAGUUACUGUCGAUCCGAUGUGGAUAUCCUUCGACGUUGUUGCCUUGAAUUUCGCGAGUUGUUCCGUGACGUCACCGACAUUGACCCGUUCGAGAAAUGCCUAACCAUUGCGUCAGCGUGCAAUCUCGUGUUUCGGACGAAUUUCCUUAAAGAAAACACCAUCGCCAUUUUGCCUCCACACGGCUAUCAUCCAGGAAUCAAGCAAUCCAACAUCGCCUUGAAAUGGUUAUCUUACACAGCCGAGAAGAAUGACGUGUACAUUCAACAUAAACGGAAUGGUGGCGAGAAGACUGUUGGUCAAUAUUCCUUGGAUGGCUAUGAUGAGGAAACACAUACAGCAUAUGAAUUCCAUGGCUGUUUCUGGCACGGUAAGUUUUUUAGAGGGUCAGUUUUUUACAUAGGUACAGUACUUUAACGAAAUAUUUUUUUACAGGGUGUUUGAAAUGUUAUGCACGGGACACCGUCAACAAGGUCAGCGAAAAGACCAUGCAUGAUCUCCAUCAAGCCACCAUGGAAAAGACCCAGUACCUUAAAGAUCGUGGCCUCCAUGUUGUCGAAAUGUGGGAGUGCGACAUGAAGAAAGAAUUGGAACACGAUGAAGACAUGAAACAGUACUUCGAGGAUUACGAUGUGGUGGAUCCUUUGGAACCACGACAUGCUUUGUAUGGUGGUCGAACCAACGCAACGAAACUCUUCCACAAAUGCAAAGAGGAUGAGAAGAUAAGGUAUGUUGUUAGUGCAUCCCAAUAGAUCUAGGAACGGGAGUCUAAUGUCCGUUUUUCUUACAGGUACGUCGACUUCACCAGUCUCUAUCCCUGGUGUAACAAGAUGACCAGAACGGUCAUUGGUCGGCCUCGUAUCAUCACUGAAAACUUUGAUGAUAUUACCACGUACUUUUGCUUGAUCAAGUGCACGGUAUUACCACCUCGUGGACUUUUCCAUCCAGUCCUUCCCUAUCGAACCCAAGGCAAACUGAUGUUUCCUCUGUGCAAAGCCUGCGCUGAUACGUGUAACCAAGCCCCUUGUACUCAUUCCGAGCGUGAAAGAGCUAUCCAAGGAACCUGGUGCAGCGUGGAAUUAGAGAAAGCCCUGGAGAAAGGUUACCAUAUCCUCCAAAUGCACGAAGUGUGGCAUUUUCCCGGAACCUCCGACGCGCUGUUCAAGGAUUAUGUGGACACUUUCCUCAAAAUCAAGCAAGAAUCCAGUGGUUAUCCCAAGAAUUGUGUCACUGAGGAACAGAAACAGCAGUACGUCGACGAAUACUUGGCAGUCGAAGGUAUACAGCUAGACCGAGAAAAGAUCGAACACAAUCCUGGGAUGCGUGCACUGUCCAAACUGAUGCUGAAUUCGUUUUGGGGUAUGUAUUUUUUAAACGGUAAUGUUCUCGCAAGGACGGCGAGGUAA
Messenger RNA from Paramuricea clavata, 2919 nucleotides. NCBI's taxonomy places the organism in Eukaryota, Metazoa, Cnidaria, Anthozoa, Malacalcyonacea, Plexauridae. The record is from the annotation of a GenBank genome assembly.